This is a messenger RNA of Nomia melanderi (Alkali bee), 1462 nucleotides long. The record is from RefSeq and is a predicted model, not a curated record. Lineage: Eukaryota; Metazoa; Arthropoda; Insecta; Hymenoptera; Halictidae.
UCAAUGCUCACCGAAAUAUUUUCCUCAAAUAUUUGAAAAUAAUCGAAGAUAUAUUUUUCCCCUGUUAUUUACGUUGCUUCACUUGCGUCUUCGUUUCCAGAUCGACUUCGAACAUGGAGAAAGAAGAGUCUACGGCCGCCGUAGCGACGCAGAGAUCGGAAGGUAUGAUAGGAUGGGUCGAGUCGAUGAUCGUUACGAUGUCGCAAACGUCUGUGGGUCUGUCGUUCUUCAGACUGAUCGAUUCUUUCCUGUGGGUCGUGGAGAAGUCGGCGCAAUGGAGCCUGCCGUCCCAUGAAAUCAGCGCUGAGGAAAAUGGAAAGGUGUUCGGGAAAAUUGAAUUGGUCAGACCUUUACCUUGGAUCCUGUUCUUACCAAGUUUGAUCAUCUUACGGAUGAUCAGAGGCGGACUCAACGUGGGCGCUUUCAUUUUGGGCUAUCCUCAAAUACAACCCAGUGGAAUGGUGAAAAUCGUGCAAAAGGGUCGCAGGCGUUUAAGAGCGCUGAAUUUGAAGGCGGUGAAAUCAUCGAGGCGUAAGACGUGCAACAAGGACAAGAGGUUGACGAUGAUCGAGGCCAAGAAGGCCCUGAUCAAAUCCAUAAGAUUGACACUGUCGACGUUGUCUUGCUUGGACUCGUCUAAGUUAUCGCCGUCCCCACCGCCCACUAAAAUUCGUAUAACCGGCUCGGAUCUCGAAACGGCAAUAACCCCAGACCAAAAUUCGACCACAGAAUCCGCCGGAAGUCCUAUGCACACAGAACCGAAACGCAAAUUCUCUAAAGUGAGUAUGGACUCAGACAGCACUGAUGAGUCUGAGAACGAAAGCCUGCCAUCGAAGAUCAACAGAUAUGCCUCGAUAGACAGUACGCAAGACUCCGAUUUCAAUCCCGCCGACUGUACCUCGGAAUCCAGCUCGUCGAGCAGCGCAGACGAAGUGGAGAAGAUCGUUUCGUUGUCCGAAUUGGAAGACGUUAAGAAACAGGCUGAAGAAAUGCUGAACGAAUUGAAAGAAAGGUCAAACGAGCGUCCCGUGAAUAAGGAAACGAGCGACCAGGAAACGAAGGAAGAGAUGGCGAUGGGCGUGGAUCGUGUCGACAGUCCGGAAUCCCAAACACAGGCCGACAAACACGUAUCGAACGAUUUUAUCAACGGAGAAAAAAAUUCCUGCUUGACAGAAACGUCUCCAGCAGUAACAGCAGCACCGCCACCACCGCCGCCACCAACACCGAAGCAAGAGGUCACCAAUGGCGUAGCCACCGAAAAGCGUCACCAGAAACCGAAUCAAAAACCAAACGUACCGGCGCACCCUCGGGGCUCAAAUUCGAAGGACCAGGCGCCUCAUCAUCAAGAUAAAAAGAGUAGUCCACGCAAGAAGACCGGACGAUACAACACGAAAUAGAAGAAAAAUCUUGAAAAAUUGAAAACUGAGCAAAGACAUCGUGCUCUGAGUUCACGCAAAUACAA